Molecule: messenger RNA, 521 nt
Organism: Engraulis encrasicolus (European anchovy)
Lineage: Eukaryota; Metazoa; Chordata; Actinopteri; Clupeiformes; Engraulidae
Product: C-C motif chemokine 2-like
Exons: 3
Coding region: 87-368 (93 amino acids)
Biological process (GO): immune response
Cellular component (GO): extracellular region
Molecular function (GO): chemokine activity
Source: RefSeq, a predicted model, not a curated record
CAUCCACACCAUCACUGGUCUGCCCUGAAGCCACUCGUACCAUUCAGCCUCAGAUCAACUGAAACAUCAGCUGCGUCUCUGACAACAUGAGGACUGUCUUCAUCACUUCUCUUCUGGCUCUAGCACUCAUCAUCUCAGCCAGUGCUGCCCCACGUUCUGUCACUACAUCAGCAUGCUGUCCAGAUGUCUACAAUGGCACUAUUCCAGCAAACAGGGUGGCCUCUUAUGCCUCAACCAGGAGCGACUGUGCCAAGAAAGCUCUUGUGUUCACAACAGUGAUAGGAAAAGAGUUCUGCGUGGACCGAGACCAGAAAUGGGUGAAGAGAAUUGUUGACAAGCUGGAUGGGGGAGCUGAGGCCACACCAUGAAAGAACAGCAUCUCAGAUGCCACUACAUCUCGACUGUGACAGAGCAAUAUCAGCAGCUGUUAGUGCUGAUCUGACAGCACAGCAGAUAGGCCUAAUGUCAUCAUCUGACUUGAAUAUGUUUUAGUUGAUGAAAUAGGUCAUUUGUCAGUUGUG